Medicago truncatula (barrel medic) is the source of this 1655-nucleotide messenger RNA. RefSeq lists its product as uncharacterized. Lineage: Eukaryota; Viridiplantae; Streptophyta; Magnoliopsida; Fabales; Fabaceae. The transcript is spliced from 7 exons. The record is from RefSeq and is a predicted model, not a curated record. The coding region runs from base 384 to 1364 and encodes 326 amino acids.
AGAUACAGCUGUAUUCGCCAAAAAAAAAAAAAAGAUACAGCUCUAUUCCACCACAAAACCAAAACAAGAACCACCGUUGGAUCUUCCUUCUCUUUCCUCUUUCUCUUUCCCCUUCCUUCUCCUUCCUCUUCCUCCCCUACGGAUCUAACCGGAAACAACCACCCAAAACUAAAACACAGUCGUCUUGUGCUCCGACCCGGAAAAGCGGGCGAUUUGACCCGCUCCCGCUCCAGGUAAACCCGGCCGCGAAACCCGCUAUUGACCCGCUUUUCCCUAACGCGCGAAUCGGUAGCGCCCUGAUGCGGUAGGCUGUUUUUGGCCGCUCCGCGCCGGGAGCGGCCGCUAUUAACAACAGAGGUUUUGUAUUGGCAAAGUUGUUGAAAAUGUCUGACCUUACAUUUCGAGUUGGGGAAACAAUCGAGUCAAAAACAUUUAUAACUGGUUAUCGUGGUGCAUGGUUCAGGUGCAAGAUUGUAAAGAUUGGCAAGAAAGAUGGUGUGGCAUCCUAUUCUUUGGCAUAUCCUGACUACCCUGAUCAAAAGAUAAGUCAAAUCAAGGUGUAUCAAAUUCCCUCUCAUAUUACCAAGUCAAAGGCAUCCAAAAAGGAAUUGAUGGUGCGACCUCCCUUUCCUACCAUCUAUCGUGAAAGUGAAAAGCUUGAUGUCAAUGCCUUCUCAGAAGUGAUAGUUAUUGUUAAUGACGAAUGGAAGGUUGGGGAUUUGGUAGAUUGGUUUUCUGAUGGUUGCUAUUGGUGUGGAAAAGUGACUGAAGUAUUUGGAAAUGAUAAAGUUCAGAUUGAUUUGCUACCACCUCCGCUGGGUGAAGGGUCAUCGUAUGAAGCUUUAACCAAGGACCUGCGCCCUUCUUUGGACUGGAGCCCAGAGAAAGGUUGGACUGUGUGUAUGCCUACGGAGGAAGGAUGCAGGUGUCCUGCUCGAAUAAUGAAUCCAGCAAGUUCAGAUGGAUCAGUGAACGUUGGUCAGUCUUCAUACAGAACCGUGGAGAGGAGAGAGCAACGCAGCUCUGUUGGAAACAGUGUGGAUAUUGAGGAAGCUGGCAGUAAAAGUGGAGGAACUAGUAUUUCAAGCUCACAUAUUAUGGAUGCAUCAAUUGAGAAUUUUGAAAGGACUGCCUCAAACAGUCGAUGUAAUGAUGACGACUAUCCUGCUAAGAAGAUGAGAAGCAACCUUAGCCUUUGUCUGAAUUCCAUGUCUUCGAAUACAAUGGAGUCAGCAAUUCUGGACUUGGAAGAACUUGUAAAUAAGAUUAAAUGGUUAAGAGCUGUGUUGAAGUCUGAGGUGCCUUUAUCAGGUGCCAAACGCCCAUCUUGGGAAUUUUUGCAGCAUCAUGCGUCAUGCAUAUAGUUAUUUUUUUUUCUUUCUCUAACAAAUGUAAGACCUCAGUGUACAAUCUGAUGUUGUAGAUAGUGCCUUGUGUGGUUUUGCCAAAAUUGCGGCGAGUCACCAUGAUUUUGCAAAAGCUACACUUUGUUGCUUUUGCAAAAUUAACUCACCGUGAAUUCAAACAUCCACAUAGGGGUCUCAUUUUUGGUUUCAGGCAUGUGUAUUUUGCCUAUUUUGUAUCAUUUGGCUUUGAGAAACGAUAUUUGAACAAUCAUUUUUUACAACUUUUUUGACAACUUUCUCUCAUAUUCA